AUGUCCAUUUCGCCACCCAAAGGAAAUGGAAAACAGUUCACAGUAUAUGCUGUGGCAAACUGCAAAGUUAUGAUAAAGUAUCCUUUAUUUUACAAACUGGAUGCGACGACCUCUACUAAAGGCAUGUGUCGUGUUCUCUCUCAACCCGCUGACCAAUCAUUCCAGGCGUACAUGGUGUCAGCGGAGCUACUGAAUCAAGCGGGAUGGCAGGGCAUAAACAGUGGACAUCCUGGUGUGCUGUUCAAUGCUGUGGAUGAAAACAACUUUGACUUUGUUUACUUCAGACCACACAACUCUGGUGGCUGUUAUCAGACAGGGUACAUGUCCAGUAGAAACCCAACUUUUGUUGAGAGUAAGGUGUGCUCUAAAGGUCCUCCGAAAGGCGGUGUCUGGUUCACAGUAUCAAUCAAGGUCAACAAUAAAGACGUGCAAGUAUACCUCGCCGGCGACCUGGUUACAUCUAUCAAGUCCGAUUUUUCUCCAAGGGCCAGGGGAGGGGCAUUCACGUUCCAUGGCUAUCAGAACGUGGUCCUCUUCAGGAAGUUGAAAAUCGUCCCUCAAUUUUACGUCAGCAAGAGGUGUGUCAAGACAGUCUAAUAUCCAGACUACGUCAAACUCGAUGCAGAUCAUGGGAAGUGGCCUCUGGAUGGCUUUCGUCAAGCGACCUACUUGAAAGAUGGUGGACAGUCCACAGACUAUCAGCUGUCAGUUGAUCUGUUUAACUUCAUAGGAUGGCUCGGAGUGAACUCUGGUCAUCUGGGAGUGUUCUUUAACAUCGAAGAUCAGGACAACUAUGACUUCGUUUAUUUCAGGCCUCAUUCAGCCGGCGGAUGCUUCCAGACAGGUUAUGUUUACAAAGGCCAACCUAAGUUUGACGGAGCUGUAUCUAGUACCUGCCCUAACGGUCCCCCCAAAGGAGCAGAAUGGUUUCAUGUCAAGUUGACAGUAUCAACAGCUUCCCCUUCAGGCGAAGUGAAAGUGUACUUGAAGGGCACGUUGGUGACGUCAUGGAACCCGCGCUAUCCAAUCAAAAACCGUGGUGGUGUUCUGGUGGCCAAUGGCUACAAGAACGUGGUGUACUACAAGAAUUUCCACCUCCAGUAAAGCCGGAAAGCGUGCGAACUUCAACAAAGAUGGAAGGCUUAAAAUAGUAAUCCAAUAAUAGCAAAAUGUAUCAACAUAUAUCUAAACAUUACGCUAGUUGACUUACUACCAUGUAGGGGGUAAAACUGUAGUGCUUUAAAAGCAAUACGUUUGUACGCUUUACUUCGAGAAUAUUCAUAACCUGCUGUAAACUGGUAGACCUUAGAGUGAUAGCAGUA
Orbicella faveolata is the source of this 1322-nucleotide messenger RNA. RefSeq lists its product as uncharacterized. The record is from RefSeq and is a predicted model, not a curated record. NCBI's taxonomy places the organism in Eukaryota, Metazoa, Cnidaria, Anthozoa, Scleractinia, Merulinidae.